This is a messenger RNA of Cebus imitator (Panamanian white-faced capuchin), 3760 nucleotides long. Its product is annotated as neuroblastoma breakpoint family member 3-like. Lineage: Eukaryota; Metazoa; Chordata; Mammalia; Primates; Cebidae. The transcript has 13 exons. Bases 554 to 2179 code for a protein of 541 amino acids. The record is from RefSeq and is a predicted model, not a curated record.
AGUCAGAGGAUAUCAUGGCAGUGUAAUAGGUUGAUAUGUUAAACUUGUGGAAAAGCCUUCAAUUCUGUUUUAACAUAUGAGAAGGAGGGGUGACUGACUUCAUGACUAGCAUUAAAAAAAUAUCACAUGUUGGGAAACUUUCUGCCUUGAUGGUUUUAUAAACACAAGAGAUAAAAAAUGAGGCACAUGCUUAGAUAUAUUGGGACUGAGAUGGGACUGUGGCAUUGUCACAAGGGUACACAAAUACUGAGAGUGACUGAUAGAGGAACGGUCCCCAUUGGUUGUGAUCUCAGGUGAGACCAGGAGGCCUGUGUUUUAGCAAACCCUGGGCAAUUGGAAUGAAGGGCUCCUAAGAUUCCAUGACACACCCAGCUUCUAAUUCUGUUAUUGCAACAGCAGGCCGUUACCUGGGACUCUGGCCACUAUCUCCCACACUCUCGUCAGAGCCUGAGCUACAGGCAGCACCUUCAGCUCUCAGCUCAAGCAUUUCCAGCCUUGUUUUUGCAGUUAAGGACCCUAAAGUGCUGUGAGGGGGGAUCAAGUUUUUCUGAACAUGUCUGACUGCGCCUGUGGUGCCCCUAACGUCAGCAUGGUGGCAUCUGGCAGGACGUGUUCCAGGAAAACCACAGCGGUGAACUUUCCUGAUAUCAUCGAGAAUUCCUACUCCCAGCAGGAAGAGACCAAACCCAAUUUCAGAGACAGCAAAUAUAGACUUCUUAUGAGCCAGGUGGCCUACUUCCGGAACUACCAGCUGAAGACAUACGAAGAUCGAAAAGAUCAUGAUGAAGAACAGAAAUGCCGAGACAGCAAAAAUAAACUUCUUAUGAGUCAAGUGGCCUACUACCUGGGCUGCCGGCUGAAGACGGAAGAUGAUCAAAAAGAUCAUGAUGAAGAACAGAAAUACAGAGAGAGCAAAAAUAAACAUCUUACGAGUCAAGUGGCCUACUACCUAGGCUGCCGGCUGAAGACGGAACAAAAUGACCAAGAGGAGGAUGAAGAUGUUCAUGUUACAGAGUCUGAGCAAAUACAGGAGUCACGUGCCCCCAGGCUCAUCGGGGAGGUGCCGAAGGUGGAUGUCAAGAGAGUCCUUGAAGACUCACCGGAGGAAUGUGUCAUCACUCGUUCAAAUAUCUACGGCCCUUCUGACUCCAGCCAGCCUCCAUACGGAGACACCAAUGAAAUCCCAUUUGAGGAAGACAACCUCAACUCUGCACUGGUUGUAGAGAGUCCAUCGUCCCGUGAUGCAGUGGAGGAUGCUCUAAUCAUUCUUUCAGAAGAUCGAAAAGAUCAUGAGGAGGACCGGCAAUACGGAGACAGCCAAAAUAAACUUCUUAUGAGUCAAGCAGCCUACGACCUGGGCUGCCGGCUGAAGACGGAAGAAAAUGAAAAAGAUGAGGAUGAAGAUGUUCAUGUCGUGGAGGCUGAGGAAAUACAGGAGUCAUGUGCCCCCAGAGAGGUGCAGAAGAUUGAAGUCAAGAAAGUCCCUGAGGACUCACUGGAGGAAUGUGUCGUCACUCGUUCAAAUAGCUAUGGCCCUCCUGACUCCAGCCAGCCUCCCAGAGACACCAAUGAAAUCACAUUUGAGGAAGACAGCGUCGAUUCUGCGCUGGUUGUAGAGAGUGAAUCGUCUCAUGAUGUAGUGGAGGAUGCGCUAAUCAUUCUUUCAGAAAUUCAAAGUGAUGAUGAGGAAGAGGAAGAAAAAGGGCCAGUGCCCCCCAGGAAUCUGCAGGAGUCUGUGGAGGAGGAAGCCCCCCAGGAGUCCUGGGAUGAAGGUUAUUUGACUCUCUCAGUUCCUCCUGGCACAUCUGCCUUCAAUGAGCCUUACAGGAGCAGCUUACACUUAUUAGAGGAUCAGCAAGUCGACUUGGCUCGUGACAUAGACAAGAUUAAAAAUGACCAAGAAGAGGAAGAAGGUCAAGGCCCACCAUGCCCCAGGCUCAGCAUGGAGCUGGUGGAAGCAGAAGAGCCUGAAGUCUUCCGGUACUCACUGGAUAUAUUGUAUUCAAUGUAUACAGCUUAUCCUGAGUUUUACUACACAUGCCAGGAUUACACAUAUGCCAUUUUUUUACUUGUGGAAGAGCAUGUUCGCUUGACUUUGGACAUGGACAGUAGAUUUCUUACUAUGACAGUGAUAAGACUCCACCUGGUCUCCCGGAUAGGGGUCAUAUUCCCACACUAAGACAACAUGUCACCUGGGACUCUGCCGGUGCAGAGUAUGAACAACACCAUGUUCUUGCUGAAACGCUUAGUCUGAGUUUCAUAGCCUGAGGUAAUCUCCAGACAACUUCAUAAUGUAGAGCAGUGAGCAGGACGACUGACCUGUCUCCUUUAAAAAAACAAAUGGUUUUUAAAAGUAUUUGUCACCACAAAUCACACAACUAAAAGGAGAAGAGAUACUUUGGGUUGAAAAAGAGUCAAAACCUAAUGUAGCUACAUUUCUUUACUUCUUUUGAACCCAAAGUGUCUCCUCACCUUUUUGUUGUUGUCAUUGAUGGUGGUGACAUGGGCUUGUUUGUAGAGGACACGUCAGCUGUCUGGCUCAAUGGUCUAUACUCUGAAGUUUUCUGAAAAUGUCCUCAUGAUUAAAUUCAGCCUAAAAGUGUUUUUCCGGGAACACUGCAGGGUCAAUGCUACCUCACACAUCUGCAGACAGAUACAGUCCCAUGUGUCUACCACCAUGAUCAUGGUACCAGGACUGUUCCAGCAUUUGCCUAUCACCAUGAUCGUGGUACUGGGACUGUUCCACCAAUUGUCUACCACCAUGAUCGUGAUACCAGUACUGUUCCACCAUUUGUCUAUCACCAUGAUCAUGGUACCAGGACUGUUCCACCAUUUGUCUAUCACCAUGAUCGUGGUACCAGGACUGUUCCACCAUUUGUCUAUCACCAUCAUCGUGAUGCCAUAUCUGUACCUUUCAGAGAUACCUUAUUUAUAGUGAAGUAAUUGGAAAAAUGGUUUUUAAAAGUAUUAAUAUGCUGUGUUCAAAUGAUCAUCCCCUAAACAUUUUAUUCAUUGAUCAUCCCUGGCGGUGUCAAUUAUUAUAUCUCUUUACUGGAAAUUUUCAAUUUUUACUGUGUCUUUGCUUUUCCUAGUUUCUGUUGUUGGAAAAAAAAUUCCCUGCCUGCAUUUUAAUUUUUGCAAAGUUACUUUUAAUCUAUACUAUUAAAAUUUUUUCUCUUAAGAUAAGACUGUCAGCACAUAAGGCCACAGAAAAACAGAGAAUUCACUGAUUUUGAAGUCUUCGUUAAUUUCUGGCUGACAAGAGAUGUAGUUUUCUUAGUUAGCUGCUAGUAUCUAUUCAUGUGAGCAGCCAGGGAAAUGUCUAUCAGACUAAGGACAUGCAAAGCCCAGGCCGUUCUCUUUGAGUCUUUUGACUAUUUCAAAAGAGAGGAGAAUAGGUAAUUCCACAUACGUGGACAGGAAGGAGAAUACACUAAAAGAAACAGACAACUAUUUCCCAAAACAGAAUCGAAAAUUAGAUUUAAAUAAACAUACCCCAUUAAAAUUCAUAAAACAUUUUCUCAUGAAAUGUAAUUUCUCUAAACUUACCUAUUAUAUGGAAGUCAGUUCUUAAUAUGCCACACUACAUUGACUGUUGACAUACAUACGAACAUAUUUCCAGGUUUAUUAUUUGAAAAAGCAAAUGGACUAUAAUCCCUUUGUUUUGCAGUGAUCUUUUUAAGAUUGGUGAUUUUUUUUUUUCAAAAUAAAACGAAAGAUUUUCAAGAUUGAAAAUGACAUUGAAAUUUAUCUUCUCAAA